AUGUAUAGAUAUCCUGUCAGACUAAUUUUGACUAAGUGCUUUUGCUGCAAUUCUAUAACCUGUCAUCCUCCUCCAUACUACAUGGUAAGUGGUGUCAUAAAAUUUCAAAUCACAUGUUUCCCCUGUUCCGUGUAAAGAUGCAUGUGGAAACUCAGAGCCAUUAGUCUCUUCUGCACAUACUGGCCCCGAGCUUUUACUUCAAUGACUCACGAGAGCUCCUGAGCUGCAGAACGACCCAAUUGCUUGUGCAUCUAAUGCUUCAGUCAACAUGCAUCUUACACUUCAGACAGGACCACUUUCGUCAAAGUAUAUUUAUUAAUAAAAACAUACAGUUAAUGUUGGCGGUAUGGUUCUGUUCUGGGCGAACUCCACGCGCCCGUCCAUGCAGCCAUGCCUGGACAUAGAGUGGAGAGCAGCAAAUCAAACCCCCCUGGGGUAACAGAACAGAUCCAGUAAUCAUGCAUCCAUAAAAAUAAUUCACAAUUUAACAUGAGUUGUAGAAAACCUCCAGAUACAUAGAGGAUGAUUGCUAUGGACCUCAAACACCUCAACAGAUAUCGAUUUAAAUAAAUAAAUCCCGGCUAGGAGGAGUUGGGGAUGGAGGAGGGAGUUAGAAGUGGCGUGCAGCCAAGCAAUAGAAGAGAGGCUGAAUGAAUAGGAUUUAAAUAGACCGCUGUAAUAUGUGUCGAAACCAGAUUGGUACACAUCAGGAACAGCUGAUCGUCAGCUGAUGUGAGCUUGACUGACGUGGCCUGCCUGAACUAACGCAAUGCUCAAUUUUUCAGUACUGCCUGCAGAAUACUCUGAUUUUCCUUAAUUAUUCUGAUAUCUGGGCAGAAUAAUUCUCAAAGUCUUUGAAAGGCCUGCAAAUAAUCCUGCUCAAUUGAUUUUAUUUAUUUACAUUUUUAUUUUGAUGUUAUUUAUUUAUAAUCUUUCAGAAAUUUGAUCUCCGUGACAUCAUCAUACUAUUUGCAUGCUAAAGUCCAAUUUGUCUUGUUUCUACAGUUUCUAUUUUUGGGCUUCUUUGAAAAAACAAACAAAACAAAAAAAACACCACGGCUCAAGUUUCUUCCAGGCCAUAUUUCUGGCUCAGGCUUAAUUACUGUAUGAGGAUGGCCACUAGUUGAUGGAGUUGACAGGCUCAAUCAAGUUAUAUUCCCGCUUCCAUUGAACAUUUAAAAAAAAAAAAAAAUUCAAGCCUUGCUUUUGUGGGAUAAAUUGAAAUGUUGUAGAGAAUUCUGUCAAUGUUUUAUGUUGCUAAGGUUAGCUAACUGGUCAACAUAGGUUUGUGUGAAUUGAACAAGAAUGCACAAUUUUUUUCCAAUUAAAACAUGUUUAUGAAUUGGGUUUGUAAAAUAAAAAAAAAUAAAAAAAAUCCUUCCUAUGUGUUUUUUUUUUUUUUUUUUGUACUGGUAUUCACUAUGUUAUGGGAACCAAAUGUAUCCACGAGUAUAAUAACACCAGUAAACUCUGACCUAUAAAAUACAGUUUGUACAGUCAAAAAACCAUGAUGCCUAUGGAAUGUCCCUAUUAUGAUAGGAAUAGUGUGUGAGUUUGUGUGUGUGUUCUGAAUGUGGUACUUUACUUUUAGUACUUAAAUAUAUAAAUCUCUGCAGAUUAGGAUUUAAAAAUAACUGCAGUUUUGCUUAAAAUUCCACAGCAGUAAAAAUCAUUUUGAAAAUCGGAUGGUUUGGUUUUUGUAACCUGCCAGGCUCCAGACAUGAUUUCCAGCAGCAUAAUAGAGAGACCAGCACCAUAGAUCUAACAUCAGUGAAAUCCUCAAGGUUAGCUGGCACUGUGAAUAUCACCAGAAAGCUGCAUUCUGAUUUAAUCAAUACUUGAAAAUGAAUGCACAGAAUGAGCCGUCCCUUCCGUCUUUUUCCUUUUCACAUGCUUUAAUGGAGAAAAGCACAAGAUGUUAUGCAGGAAAUAGGCUUGUGUUUUCAUGAGCAGAUGAUGCACUUUAAUUGCUUGUCCCCAUCGAACCCUUUAAAGUGUAUGAGAGAAAAUGCAACUCAUUGAAGAGGAUUUAAAGUAGAGCUCAGAUGCGGCCGUGAGACUCCCUCGGUUUCAAAUAUGAAUUCAUCGUUUGCAAAGACAUGUACACACAAACACACACUUGCCUAAAGGAACUAUCAUACAUUAUAUUACACAGUUACACAAUAUAUUACACAAUCAACUGUUUUUAAUAAUAUAAGGAAUUGGUCUGCGUUUAUGAAGAAGAUUGAGCAUUCAUGCUUGAAUGUUCAUAAGUAAUGUGGCUUAAAAUAUAGAUUGGUUCAAGUCAAAUGCAAGCUAUGAUGAAAGUGUUAAAGAUAUUUCAAAAUUCAGAUGUGCUUUCCAGGAAAAGAGCCAAAAAAUAGCAGAGGUGUUUAAGGAUUGGAUCACGUGACUAAACGCAAUGUGAAACCCUGUCAUUAAUGUGGCCAAUAGUGCUUUUAAAAAGAAAAAAAAGAAAAAACUUGUGCUUGAUUGAUGUGUGCUUUUACGCUUUACAAUUAUGGAAGUGAAUUAAAUUAGUAAUUUCCUCUCCCUUCAGAUUUUUAAACAAUAUAAGACUGCUUUGUCUGCCAGAAAUUAGGACCUUUGACUAAACAGCACACCACAGUGUAGCUUUUUCUUUACCACUUGGACAUAAAUGUCUGGUAUUUAAACAAGUAUUGAAAGCAAUUAAAUAAUAUGUGUAUAUAUAUUUUAAUAAAACUCGGGGUAUUUUUCAAAUAUUUUCAAAUAUUUUAUACUAACCUGACCACACUGCAAAGUUUUAGGAAUGACAUCUGCAUAUUUAUGCGGAAUUCACACUCGAAAGAGCAAUGGACGAGACAAAAAUAUACGUGAACAUUUUUGUGCAUUGAGGCUAGAGCACACUCACUAAUUUUGAAGCACCCUCAGUAUUUAAUUCUGGAACCAGGCCUGGAUAAAUCUGUGUUUGAACCAUUUUCAUUAUCAGUAGCUUGCAUGAGUUUUAUGUGGCAGUAGGAUAUAAGUAGGAAAAAAAAUCUGAAUAUUUGUUAAUUGCCGCCGUGAAAAUCUCUAUGCAGUUGAAAAUGAAUGCAGAAUCAAAUGAAUGCACACAGGCUUUAUCGAAUACUCAUUGCAUCUGUUAAUUUCAUUUUAUGUGUAGAUUGUUUGGUUUUACCGUAUUGACCCGAAUAUAAGACGAUGUUUUUUCCUUGGAAAUACAUCUGAAAAAACGCGUUCGUCUUAUAUUCAGGGUCUAGACUUUGACAUGUCAGUAAUACACCCACAACAAUAGGUGGCGCCAAAAACGCAUAAAACGAGUGUGCCAUGAAAUAUGUAAUUCAAUGUGUGUUGUAAAGAUCGCGAAUGAAAACAAAUGAAAAAGAAAAGCUUACAGCAGCAUGAUCGUGACUGUCAUGUUAGCCUGAUGGGACCAAACUUCCUCUGUAAGUGAUUUUAAAACAUAAGACAGUACCCAGAUUUGAAGACUACAAUAAGAUUUCACGUCUACUGAUAAUAACAUUUUGGUAGGCUGCUAUGAGUUGGAUAGCCUAAUUGUUAUCGUCGUCUUAUAAUCAGGGUCGUCUUAUAUUCGGGACAAUACGGUAUUUAUUUCAACAGCUCUAAGUAAAAACGUGAUAUGCGACUGGUCAAUGCUAUUUUAUUCAAAACACAACACAUUAUUUACCCACGUUUUGCUUUAGGCAUCCUUUACACAUUUUCCCUGUGUGUUAACGUCAGUAUUUAUGACUGUCAAAUACUUGACUCGUAUUUUUUGCAAUCUGUGUUUCUUGGAAGAGGGAGCUGUUACGGAGGUUGGGCACCCACCGGCAGAAAUAUAAAUCGGCGCCUUUGGUUGAGACCAUCACAAUUUUCAAAAAGCAGCUGAAGACAAACCUCUUCCGUGGGUACAGACUGAAUAACACAUUAUGAAGCAUCACAUGGUAAGAGCUCUUUUGACCUGCUGUGGGCCGAUGUUUGAGCGCUGGAGAGCUCAUAAUUCAGAUGUGCUGUUUUAGUGUUUCAGCCGUGAGCCCCUGCUGCUGAGGACAGAAAGGGCUCUGCUGCAGUUGUGGGGAGAUUCACAUCACAAGAUAAGCAUCAUCUUCCUUGUGAACCAAUCUUACGCAACACUCUGGGGACUGUUUCACACCACACAAAAUCAAUAUUCUCGCCGUUUCAGGAGCCCAAGGCCAGUUCCCUAUCGUCCAGAACAUGACUGUGACAGAAGGAGGAAUAGCCAACUUGACCUGCCGUGUGGAACACAAUGACAACACCUCCCUCCAGUGGUCAAACCCUGCACAACAGACACUCUUCUUUGGGGACAAGAAAGCGCUGAGAGAUAACCGGAUUGAGCUGGUCCGAGCCACGUCGCAGGAGUUGACGAUCAGCAUCAGCGAGGUCACGCUGACAGACGAGGGGAUGUACACCUGCUCCCUCUUCACCAUGCCUGUCAAAACAGCCAAGGCUUUCCUCACCGUCCUGGGUGUGCCUAAGAAACCAGAGAUCAAUGGACUCACCAAGCCUGUGAUGGAGGGAGAUCAAAUCACUCUGACCUGUGUGACCUCUGGCAGCAAACCUGCGGCUGAUGUCCGAUGGUUCAAGAAUGAGAGGGAGAUCAAAGGUGCCAAAGAGGUGAAUGCCAGUGGCAAGACCUUCACAGUGAAGAGUUCCCUGCAGCUCCAGGUGAACCGGCAUGAUGACGGUGUGGCCUACACCUGUAGAGUGGACCACGUGGCCUUAACUGCCACCCAUGAAGAGACGACACAGGUUUUGGAAGUCCACUAUGCUCCCUAUGUAGAGAUCAAACACUCCAUACCAGCCCCACUGGAGGGGCAGUACCUCAAACUGGAAUGUGUACCUCAUGGAAACCCCUCGCCAGACCCAGUACUCUGGACUAAAGACGGAGGAGAGCUGCCAGACCUGGACCGGGUGAUUGUUGAAGGAAGAGAGCUCACCUUCAUGGCACUGAACAAAACAGACAACGGCACCUACCGCUGUGAAGCUACCAAUCACCUUGGCACCAGCCAUGCUGAAUAUAAGCUGGUGGUUAAAGAUGCCCCCACCACAUCGUCACCAUCCACAACUUCCCCUGCACCCAUCCUCCCAGACACUACAGGUCCCUUAGACUCCAAGCAUCUCAAUUCUGCUGUCACCGGUAACAGAGAUCCAAAUGCCCUGCCAGGCCCGCCAGACCACGCUCUGAUUGGUGGAAUUGUCGCUGUUGUCGUCUUUGCUACUUUGUGCUUGAUUAUUGUAUUGGGACGCUACCUGGCACGGCAUAAAGGCACGUAUUUGACAAACGAGGCCAAAGGAGCGGAUGACGCCCCGGACGCAGACACAGCCAUCAUCAAUGCUGACGGCAACCACGCACACGCAGAAGAAAAGAAAGAGUAUUUCAUUUAGACUGCAAGUGGCACUGCGCUCGUCUCUCUCUCUCCUCUCAUUCCUUCCCUCCUUCCUUGCACCGUGUAGGAACUUCUUCAGACAGCAGCGGAAGCUUCUUCUCACCCUUCUAUUCCAUUCAGUUUGUUGUUUUUCAUUUCAGUUUGGAUUUCUUUUGCUUUUUUCGAUAACAGCUCACCUCCUACUUUUUACGAGCAACUUAUUUGCUGAAGAUGUCACCUUUUGUAAUCAUUAAAUAGCCGUAAAACACCCCAAAGUAGUACAAAAAAAAGUCAAAAUCUCCAAAUAUGUAAAAAAAGGAAAAUAAUCUGCAGCCAUUUUUCAGUAAGGACUCACCCUUCAUCCUCUCACAGUGCCUAAAUAUACAGAUGUCCGCUGAGUUUCAGUCAAUGCCUUCAUGUUUGUCAGGCCUCUGAUUGGUUGCUUGCUUUUUAUCUUCAGCGUUAUGAUUUUAAAAAAUGUUUUGUGCUCUGUUACUUUUUUAAAAAAUAAUUUCUACUUUGAUUUUGGUUGUGAUUCAUGCUGAAUCCGUUUAUUGUGAUGUUUCUCCCAAAAAAAAAAUGAUGUACAGUAGUAAAAAUAUACUCAGACUUGAAGUGAGGGAGGUUCCCUUUUUAUUCUACAGAUUUUUAGGUGUUAAUAAUGUCAGUACGUAGCGACGCUCCAUUUUCCAAAUUACCAUUACAUGAUGUGAAACCGACAGCUCACAUAUGGCUAAAAUCAUAUUUUGUACUUGAACUGUAGAUAUUGGUACGUAAAUGAAUAGCUUCACAGAAGGUCUCAGUGUGUUCCACCGAAAAUCACCUUGUAUUUUUAAAUUAGUUUAAACUGUUAGGUUUACCAACACUGGUCACCAAAUAAACCAUAGCAGGCUAGUGAAUUAGCAACCAGGCAAAGAAAGAACAAGCCCAGUUGUGUGUUUGUGUAGUAUGAUGCUGCAUCUUCACUGCUUGGUUCUGCAGCAGUCUGAUUGACAUUUUCAUAACAACAGAUCCAUCCUUUUAGCUGUUUACACAACCGUUGUGCCAAACACAAGAAAUCUCACAACACAGAAAGUGAUAUUUAACAAAAACAAGUAGUGUGCAACAAUUUCGGUGCUCUUAAACCUGCACAUCACUGGUCAGAUAUAUAUAUAUAUAUACAGUUCAUUAAAGAUCCCAAAAUCGUUUUAUGCAAACCUAAACAUUAUAAUAACGUUGAGAGAACGUUGCCCAUGCAUAUCACUCAUUUUACAACGUGAGGUUUAGGCCAAUCAAAAAAUAAGCACAAAUGACUCGCAUCAACUCAUGAAUCAGUCUAAUACAGCAAUCGUGAAGUAAAAAGAACUAACUUUCAUUACCCAAACUGGACAUCAGUACGGUUUACGGUCACUGAAGUCACAGAUUAUGUUAAUGUUUGGAAGUGUUUUUGAAAUUACGGUAUCUUUUUUCCUUUCUUUUGUUGAUUUCUAUGAUGAAUAGACAACCUUGCUAAGGCUGUAUAAUAUAUCUGCUAAAUGUGGUAACUAGUGAAAAUUGUUGUUAGACUUUGGGAUCCCUAAUUCCAUCAAGUUUGUAUAUUAGCUGAUCUAAAUAUUGGUGGGGAAAAAUCGUUAAUUUUUUCAUCUUAUUUGUUAAGAAAAGAUUCUCGACAACUUCAUAACCUUUGCUUUAGCUCAAGGCGUGUAUAUACUGUACAAGUAUCACAUUUUUGGUCAAACAUUUUUGAAGGAAUGUUUUUGUUCGUCUCACUGUAAAUUAUUUAAUUUUGCUUAAUUGAAAACCACUCAAUGAGUUUGACAGCAUUUGUAACAGCAAUGGAAUACUUAAUGAAACGGCAACGCUAUGUGUUUGUUGAACGGGAGACUUUUAAAUCACCUUCACCUGAUGUUCGUUUCCUGUAAAUGAUGACGAUUAGUGUUCAUACAUGCUUUCGCAGUCCGUCUCCGUUCUCACAUAUCAAAGCUUAUAAAACCCACAGAUGGUCAAGCUUUAAAUUUUAUCAUUUUAGUCAUAAUGCACCACAAUAACACAUAUCACUUCCAUAUACAAGUAUGUUACUCAAAUGUAAUUGUCUCGUCACAUGUAUCCCUAAUAUGUGUGAAUAUAUUAAUGGCUAGGAAUAUGGAAUCAUUCGACAGAGUCACUGGGCGGUGUGUUAUCAGUCAGAUUACAUACUUCUUAAGGCCAAACCAUUUAUCAGUGCACAAAAAAACUAUUUAAGCCUUAUGAAAUGAAACAUAACCGCUGACAUGCUACUCAAGCCACGAUUACCUUUAAUUUAUUUCUCUUUUCCUUCUACUUCCUCUCUCUUUAUGCGGAUUGGCUAAAAGCCGUCUGUCUGGCCUAAUAACUGCUAACAAUGUUUGGUACUUGUCUGUCUGAUUGUGACACUGACCUAAUGCUGCCUUUGUGGUCAGUAAAUCACAUGCUAUUACCAAGAAAAUAUAUCCACUUGCUCAGAUUUUGACCCGUUACAGGACAUACUCGACGUUUCUAAGAACAAAUAAAUCAGCUUCUUUUAUCACCAUAAUUGCCUUUGUGUUUGUAGUGGGAGCUUCAUGCUGUUUUGUUUCAGCGAUGACUGGUCACCCAAUGCCUGGUUGUUUCUUUUCCUUCAAACUCGCCUUUAUAAAUUGCAUGUUAUAUUGUCACCUCAUAUUCAUGUUUUUAAUGCACCAACGCAUUUCCAGUUUGAUGUUUUUGUUCAGCUAGUGACUGCAGUGGAAUUUACAAAGGGUUCAUGGUUAAAAUGACGGCCUAAAAUGUUUGGAUUUAAAGCUUUGGAUAAAAGCUGGGGUUUAUUCUGUCAAUCAGUGUUUUAAUUUCCCAUUUGAAUCCCUAGUAUAUUUACUAUAGCUGGUAUGGAAAGAUUGUGAUUAUGAAAAUACAGACUGUACAAGCUAUACUGAAAUCAGUUACAUGUGUGUUAAUUUGAAUUGGUCACUUAUGAGAUUCUUAUCUCAUAAUUGGUCACUUAUGAGAAGAGUAAUGAUGCUCCCUGUAGGUUUUAGAACAGAGCUCAAAUUUUUUCAGUUAGAUUUAUAUUUUUGAGAGCCUGCAAGUGACAAUUCAUCUACAACUGCUGUUUCACUAUGUUGUGACUACAGACAUGAUCUGGAAGAAGAAGAAGAAAAAAGUUCCAUAUUUUUUAUUGGGUUAUUUCUCCUCCUGACAGACUAUAAAAAUAUAGAUUAAUUAACAGGCAGAUUUUGUUGGCAGAAUAAUGAAAUCCUCCCUAAAAUGCACCAUUUAUGAUCACAGUGAAAUGUGAAAAAGUAAAAUGCAUUCACUCUCAUCAACUUUCAUUUACUGAAGAGGUUUAGAGUUCGGAAUAUUUCAUUCACUGAAAUAAAAGCAUUUGUGUAUUAAAAACAUCUAGCAAAGAGUCUUUUUAACAAACUGGCCAGAACAGAAACUGUAACACUGUUAAUCAAAAAUGUUAAUUUAUGUCACCAGUUACAUUAUUUUAAGCCGCUGCAUUUUUUUUGCAUCUCAGGUAUGAAGCGUUUUUUCUUUCUACUUUAACACAUACAGGUACCUCAUACCAAUUAAUUUCUGUUUGCUCAAUCAUGCUGUGUUUAAAACAUCAUUAUAAUCACACUAAUAUCUUAAAUGUUUAUUUAAUGCUCAUGCCAGUGUGUGUAUAUAUAUAUGCUUGUUUCCAAUUCAUAUCACACAAGCUGUAUAUUGUUUAAACACAUCAGCAUAAUAAAGCAAAGCUGUAACGAUCCAUUGCGAAAUUUAGACCAGAAAAGAUGCACUCUAAUUUAGCUUGUAAAUGUGUUACACUAAGAGGGCAGUUGUCAUAGUACGGACACGCUACAAGUAGGUCAAGAUCAAAUAGUUUGAAGGAAACGCUGUUUUCACAGUUUUUCGCAUGACCUUGCUAGAAUUAGCUGCACUGACAACAACAACACGAAACACACAGUUCCAGAAACGUCUGUAGUUAAAAUGUAAAAGACAAACAGACAAACGCUACUUAAAUUUCACCAUGUUCCUCUCACGUUGUAAAACUCUUCUGCGUGCCAGUGAAGCAGAUGUAGUGGGUAGCAUACUGUGCACUGGUAGAUCGAGUACCUGGUUUUUACGCAAAACGGCCUCCCUAGCUCUUGAAACGAUAGUGGCUUCAGAACACGAAGGGUUUGUGCUUCUUGUAGCAAGCUGAAAUGAAAACGCCUCAUUUGGUUUCUUUUCUUUUUUUUUUAUGUGUUCCUUGGUGUAUUCAUUUGGUUCGAAAUUCGAUUUUAAGCCUAAUUCACAUGUAUGGAAUGAAAUUGUUAAAUAAAUAAAUGCCAAAAUUUCCUGUCUGAUCUUCUUACUGUCUAAACACAACACAGUUCAUCUGGAUUUUCUCCAUUGGUUUCUACUGUCUGUCCAUAUACAGUAUCUGCACAACCACAGCAAGAUCAACCACCCAGAACAAGCAUCCAUUUAGAACAACCAAACAAUUACCUGCUUAGCAACACCCUAGUAACAAACCACCACACACAACACAC
Onychostoma macrolepis is the source of this 9844-nucleotide messenger RNA. RefSeq names its product cell adhesion molecule 2a (gene cadm2a). The record is from RefSeq and is a predicted model, not a curated record. NCBI's taxonomy places the organism in Eukaryota, Metazoa, Chordata, Actinopteri, Cypriniformes, Cyprinidae. The coding region runs from base 4177 to 5367 and encodes 396 amino acids. The transcript is spliced from 13 exons.